AUGAACCCCUUUUACUACCCUUGGCUAGGACCUGUGUUUCCUGGAGGACAGCUUCAGGGCCAGGAAUUAUGCCAUUAUAAUUAUGUACACAACAGCAAUAACAACAACAACAGUAGCAGCAGUAGUAGCAGCAGUAGCAACAAUAUUAAUAUUAACAGUAAUAAUAUUUAUUCUGCAAAUGAGCCAAUUUGUGGCAGUUUCAAUCAAGAACAGAUCAAUGUGGACACAAACUUUGAGGACCUGCAAUAUUCCACCGAAUCCUCCUUGAUGUCCCUGAAUAUAAACAAUUGGCAAGCAUCCCCUAAUUCUUUGAACUCGUCAGCAGAAUCGAGUUCUUUGGCUAUACUGGACCACUUUGAGUACAAUCCACCGGGCUAUGACAUUAAGCCAGAAGUCUUGGAUUCCCAAGUUGUCCCUGAAGACUCUCCCUCGUCCCAGUUUAGCAGAUCGUCAAAUGAAAGACCUCAAAGGCGUUAUGUACCACUUUCUGCUGGGAAGAAUAGUAAGAAACGAACUUUGGAUGAUAUGAACGAAGAGUAUUCCACCCAGGCAACAGACACCCAAUCGACUGCUACGAUGAGUUCUUCGUCCCAACUUGGCAGCUUGGGGAUGCCUGGUAGCUGUAACAGAAGGGUUGGGUUGUUUACUGAAGCACAGGCCAAAUCUGUUGCACGAUAUUUACGACUUUUAGAAAUUAUAUAUGCAGCCAUUGCAUCUGAUACUGUCAUUACAAAGCGUGACAUAUUUUAUAGAGAUGUGACCCUUUUCGGCGGUCAGAAUUAUAUCGACAGGAUGGUGGACAACAUAUGCUACUAUUUCAAUACCCCUCGGUCCAGUCUUCAUAUUGCAAGUACUGCUUCUUCUAAAGGUCUUGUUUGUGGUCCUAUCACUAUUACUCUUAAAAACGGCAAACGAAUCAAUUGUAAAUAUUCAAAGAAGUCAAAUUCUGGGCAUGAGGAUCAUCAAGGAUGUCUUGUUCCAAGCUUUAGUCAAAUUACUAAAAUUGAACUAAAUGCCAAAUUUGUGAUUGUUGUGGAGAAAGAAGAUAUUUCUACAAGGCAUAUAGUCAAGCACAUCUCGGUAAACUUUACAGGCAUACCAAUUAUGGCGCUUAUGGAUAAUGAUCCCCAUGGCUUGGAAAUUUACUCUGUUUACAGAUGGGGGAGUCUGAGUCAAGCAUUUGAUACUGCAAACCUUGCUCCACUCACAAAGGCAGACAGAGAUAAAGCACGAGGCAUAAUUACUAUGCGAGAGAAAUUCUUUGGAUCACCCAAAGGAUUUUGGUCAGAUGAAUGCCCACAAAGAAACUCAAAGAGUUACAAGGAGUUCAUAAAAGAGCUGUGUGCCAUACUUCACAUAAACAUGAAGUGCGAGCUACAGGGUCUUUGUGUAGCAGGAGGUCCGUUUGCCAUGCCUCGCUACGUUGAAAAAUGCCUAGAAAAAUUCAAGACUUCUUAA
This is a messenger RNA of Phycomyces blakesleeanus NRRL 1555(-), 1458 nucleotides long. RefSeq lists its product as hypothetical. Gene Ontology annotation, biological process: meiotic DNA double-strand break formation; reciprocal meiotic recombination; meiotic DNA double-strand break processing. Gene Ontology annotation, molecular function: DNA binding; DNA topoisomerase type II (double strand cut, ATP-hydrolyzing) activity; ATP binding. The transcript has 10 exons. Bases 1 to 1458 code for a protein of 485 amino acids. Gene Ontology annotation, cellular component: nuclear chromosome. Lineage: Eukaryota; Fungi; Mucoromycota; Mucoromycetes; Mucorales; Phycomycetaceae. The record is from RefSeq and is a predicted model, not a curated record.